Brassica napus (rape) is the source of this 2111-nucleotide messenger RNA. RefSeq lists its product as uncharacterized. The transcript has 2 exons. The coding region runs from base 1 to 564 and encodes 187 amino acids. NCBI's taxonomy places the organism in Eukaryota, Viridiplantae, Streptophyta, Magnoliopsida, Brassicales, Brassicaceae. The record is from RefSeq and is a predicted model, not a curated record.
AUGCAUUUCUGUGCAUCUGGAAGGAAUAGAUCUUUAAACAAGAAACGGCUGAAAAAAAUGAAAACCCUAAUAAUAUGGUGCCUUGUCUCUCAAGCAAUCAUUCUAGCGGGAAACUCAGCCGAGAAAGGAGACGUUGAUUUUUCCAUACUAAUAAAAAACGAAAUGUACAACUUCAAAAAACCUUCCGUUUUCUACCACUGCCGAUCCUCAAAGAAAGACCUCGGAUGGCACAAGUCGCAACCAUCUUCCGAGUUUCGUUGGAGCUUCGAAGUUCCUCAGUUUGGUAACGGCGUGAUGGUACACAACUGUGAGUUCAGGUCGAGGCUAGGAACUGCUAAUAUCGAGAUCGAGACGUUGUCCACUACGGCUAUUCUAUGCGACGGGCAGACAUGCAAGUACGCGAUUAGACGUAACGGGAUUUAUUUCAUUGGUUACGAGUUGUAUUAUCCCUUUGGAGGGAUUGUUGAGCUGUCUAGGCCUGUUGAGAAGCUAAUCGAGCCGUGGACGCCUUGGUCACCGCAUCAAUUGAGAGAUUUGAACCGUAGUAAGCAGAACCAUUCUUGAUUCGGAUCCUUGGAGUGCCAGUAUAUUAAAUUAUUGAUAAAAUGAAUUCAUUUGUAAGUGAUGUAAAUGAAUUCAAUAUAUUUUGUUCGGUUUUGGAUUAAAGAAAUAUAAGUAAAUUGUAUUGUAUUUUUGCUAUGUACUUGUUCGGUAUAAUUAAGCACUACUAUUACAACGUGGAAUAGAUAAGUCUUUGUUAAAAAAAAAGGAAGAGAUAAGUCUUAACGGUCUACUCUCCAUCGUCACGUGUUGAUUUGUCACCUAACCAUAAAAACUUUUGUGCCGAUUUAUUAAUAAAAAACAUAGACAAGAGUUCAUUACAAAACAAAAGAAAAGAGAGCUAAAUCAAGAAAUCGGAAUGAGGAGCAUCCUUGUAUCAUCCUAGCUUUACUACUUGUACGUUUUGAAGUUGUCUGAAUCGACAUAAUGGAAAAAUAGACACAUAAAAUGCGUUUCAUGAGACCAAAGAUCAUGCGUUCCUAAAAUGGUGUUAGCGUUUUACUCUACGUUGGUACGUGUAGCUUAGCCCAGAGCCUAAGACUAAAAGACUAACUCAAUUAGAAAAUAAGAAACGAUCUGAUUUCAGUUUUUCACAUCCAAAUAAAUUAUAUCCUAAACAGAAAGAAAAAUAUUCAACUCCUUCAAAAUUAUUUAUCAAUUACAUAAAUUUUGUGAAAAAAACUUUCAACAACCAAAAGAUACGAAGCAAACAUGGUUCUGAUACCAUGAUAAGUUUGAUGGGCUUCCAAUUUAAAACUAAUUGGCAAUUAGUGGAUUGACUCAAGUCUCUUAUGUAUUACUCAAGUCUCUUUCAUAUUUCUGAUGUGGGAUCUUCUCUUCAAUACCCUUCCUCGAGAUAAUAGUGCGUAUAACCACUAAUCUCGCAGAAUCCAUCAUACACCCUCCAAAAUCAUGCUUUAUUUUCUAGCGAUUUCGGCGGAACUAAACCUUAUAUGAGCCAUCAGCUAAUGGAAUGAUUGGGUCACUGUUCGGGCCGGAGGCCCGUUCUGAUACCAAUUAAAGUUGCGCAAACACAAAGAUUAUAAGAACUUAUUUUCUUAUUAGAUUUAGAAACUCUCUCAAAACUAAACCUUUAAAUGUGUUUUUCUUGAUGUUACAUCUCUCCAUGAGACUUCUUUAUAUAGGACUAAGCUAUAUCUUUUCCUAAUAAUAAUAUGGAAACAUUGUUAAGCUCGAUAUGUUUUUUUUCCUUAGCCCAUCAAACUUCACUUUAAUGAGUUAACUUGCUCCUCAAAUUAAUUGGAAUUAUCCAACAAAGCAAAUCUCGAUCAAAAUCUGGAUUUAACACCCUUACAAAAUACAACAUAUUCUAAAAUUACAAACCCAAUGGCAAAUGUUUUUAAAAGAAAACUAAAUAUUACCAGAAGUUUGUUUUUUUGUUAGAUUUCUUACAAAACCAAACCGACGAAAAAGGGGAAAGAAAGCUCAUUUAGCAUAAACAUCGAAAACAAACAACUACUUUCGUUUACAUAUAAGUCAGAAAAACAAAAAAAAAAUUUAAAAACAUAACUAUUCAAGAGAGCUAUGGG